Messenger RNA from Bombina bombina (fire-bellied toad), 5300 nucleotides. It is a transcript of the gene NUB1, whose product is annotated as negative regulator of ubiquitin like proteins 1. The record is from RefSeq and is a predicted model, not a curated record. NCBI's taxonomy places the organism in Eukaryota, Metazoa, Chordata, Amphibia, Anura, Bombinatoridae. The transcript has 15 exons. The coding region runs from base 98 to 1957 and encodes 619 amino acids. Gene Ontology annotation, molecular function: protein binding. Gene Ontology annotation, biological process: regulation of ubiquitin-dependent protein catabolic process.
GCCCUUUUCUGUUGGAGGAAGGAUCUAUAUAUUGUGCAGGGACCAACCCUUUAACUGGGUAACAUAAUGCUGUGUUAGAAACUAACACUUUUACACAAUGGCAGAUAACUGCAUCACAGCAGCUCGGAUGGCGGAAAAGAAGUUCCUAAUAUCACAGCUAACAAAUUAUUUAAGAGAAGAUCGUAUUCAGUUAUGGAAAACCCCAUACACAGAAGAUAAUCAGGAAGCCGGUCCGGAGCUAAAGGAGUUAUCUCAGAAAUAUUCUGACAAGAUGAAAUACGAUUUAGAUGACAUUACGUGCGCAUUGGAGGAAAUUCGCCAAUCUUCAAUCCUGCGUGGUACUGGAAAUCAAGCUUUCAAAGAAAAGGGCGUAGCCACCCUACAUGUCUUCCUUCCACGAAAACUUAAUAAAGGCUCAAAAAACUAUUUGGAAACUUCUUUGAAUAUCACUGGCAAAGAGCUAAAGUGUCAGAUAGCACAAACUUAUGGACUCCAAGAAAAUUACAUCAAAAUAAUAGUUAACAAAAAACAACUGGAGACUGACAGAACUCUUCAAGAGCAAGGCGUCAGUCACAAUGUCAAAGUGCUCGUCCUUGAGCUUAAUUAUUCAGAGGAAGAAGCUAAAAAAAGGACUCAUGAUGAAGAAAAGGAAAGGGAGAGUGAUGUGAAAAAGGAAGAGAGUGUUAAAAAGAAGAUCAUGCGGACUAAAAAGGGCCUGGAGAUUCUAGCAGAAAGAGGUGAAUCUUAUGAUGUCGACACAACUCCUUAUUUGGAGAUUGCAAAUCAAACAGGAAGAUCGCUUAAAAUUCCUCAGGCUGAAAGGAAGGCGCUAAUGCUUGCAAUGGGCUAUCAUGAACGAGGGAGAGCAUUCCUUAAAAGAACAGAGUAUGCUUUAGCAUUGCCCUUUCUGUUGGAUGCCGAUAAGCAUUUCUGCGAGUGUGGCACAGAGUUGCUGAAUUCAGUGGACAAUUAUGCAGUUCUGCAGCUUGAUAUUGUGUGGUGCUUCUUCCGUCUGGAACAGUUAGAUUGCUUGGAUGAUGCAGAAGCAAAGUUGGACAUUGCCCAACAGUGUUUUAAUAAAUGCUAUGGAGAGAAUCAUGAACGAUUGGUCCAUCUAAAGGGUAGUUAUGGAAGAGAGAAGGUCUUAUUUCUGAGGCUUUAUCUGUUGCAAGGAAUUGUGAGUUACCACAGCGGUAAAGCCAAAGAGGCAACUGUAAAACUUGCCCGGGCGCAGAGCUUAUACAGCGAGCUUUCUAUAGACCCAACAAAAGUCGAGAACCUAUUACAGCUAGGUUGUACAGCACAGGAGGCUCGUCUGGCUCUAAGAGCGUGCGAUGGGAACGUAGAGCAUGCUGCAAACCAUAUUGCCUCCAAAAGAGAGGAAAAGGCAAAAAUUAAAAAAGAAGAAAGGGAAAAACGUAGGAAGAGGCUGGAUAAAAUAAAUAUCUUGAGAGGAAUGGGCUAUUCGGAACAAGCUGCUGCUGAUGCUCUUAGCCAGACUGAUGGGGACAUAGAACGUGCUGUUCAGAUUCUUCUUGAUAAUCCAGACCGUUUAAUUUCACAAGGGAACCUCAUUCCUGCGUUUUCCUACAAAGCUCCCCAAGAAAGUAUUGAUCAGUUGGUGUAUAUUGGCUUUGAUCCUGAAACAGCAGAAUUGGCUCUACAACUGUUCCAGGGCAAUAUUGAACUAGCAGCACAGAUGUUGGCUCAUAAUCAAGGAUCUAUUCCUCCGAAGUUGCUGCAAGAGUUAGAGAAAACUCCAACCACAACAGAGUCUUCCGCCUCGUCGUCAGAAUCAGCUGGAACAAGUGCAUCAAUAGCAGAUGAACCCUACGUUGAUCCAGUCAAAGAGAUUUUAGAUGAUAUACCUGAGCACGAGGAGGAUUAUUUAGACUUAACUUUAGAAGAAGAAAGCCUAGUGAUUGGUGAAUACCUUUCUUACCUGGAAAAGCUCUAGUGUUCCUUGCCAUGCAGCACUUUAUAUUAAAGAAUAACUCAGUGUUUGUUGCAACUGACGAAGAAAUCACCAGCAUAGCACAUUGUAAUUCUUUGGCCAUUUUGUGUUUGUUAGGCUCAUACCAUAUCAUAAUCACUGGGUCACAGCAAUCCCCACAAAGUUUAAAUGGAAAUUGUAAUGUAUUUUUUUUAUAACUGACUGUAAUACUGAGAAUUCCAACACUUAAGUGUAGGCUUAAAAUUGCAAUACAUAGCCGGGCCUCCCUUAAAAUCUAGUUUAAAGGGGUAUUGUACCCAAUACAUGUUUUUCAUUUAUAUGAAGGAACAGCAAUUAAAUAUGUUGCAAAUAUUUUUUGUGCAAUAACAGGUUACAUAAAAACUGUCUAAAGUGAAACGAAAAGGAAGUGCAUGAUUGUGUUUAGUUUCUCUGUUGCUCACUAGUUUUUAGAGACAGCCCCCACAGGAAAAAAGUUGGUUUAUUCAGCACAGGGUUAUCAGUUCUUUGAAAACACUUUAACCCCUUUGCCCAAUCCGACAUAGAUCUGUGUCAUGUGGUGCAAGUUCCAGCGUACCGCAUAACACAGAUCUAUGUCUGACAUGUUUGCAGCCCUUGCGGGUGACUACCGAGACUUGCGUUUAGUGGGCAUCUGCCUUCAUAUUAUAAGGGAGCACACUGUCUGUAAUGAUCAUCCAUUGGUGCCGUGGGAGGAAAAGAGGGAGACGGGUAGGUGGCCCAGUGGGGGAGGGAGGGGCAGAGUUCCCUUCACUACAGCAAAAAAAGGUUUUGGAGGGAUGGGGUCCUACGCUACAGAAAAUAAAGUAUAGGUUGGAGAGGGAGGUGAAUCUCUGCACUACAGAAAACAAGUGAUCUCUUAGAGGGGGAACCCUACACUUCAGAACAAUAUAAUAAAUAAAUAAUAAUAAUACAAAUAUAUACUAAUUUGUUACUGGAAGGCUAGCUGCCAGUAACAAAAAUGGAGGGGGAGGCUCAGAGAGCAGUUUGGGGGGAAAUCAGAGGGGUGGGAAAGUAAGGAAGGAACAUGAAGCACUUUAUAUUGAAGAAUAACUUUGUGUUUGUUGCAAUUGCAACUGAAUAAAAAGUCACCAGCAUAGCACAUUGCAAUUAUUUGUCCUGGGGCCAUUUUGUGUUUGUUGGGCUCACACCUCAUCAUCAUUACGACUGGGUCACAACAAUCCAUACAAAAUUUAAAAGCAAAUUAUAAUGUAUUUUUAUAACUGACUGUAACAGAAUUCCAAUUGCAAUACGUAGCCGGGCUUCCCUUGAGAUCUAGGUUAAAAGGGUUUUUGUACUCAGUAUAUGUCUUUCAUGUAUAUGAAGGAGCAACGGUUAAAUGUGUUACAAAUAUUUUUUUUGCACUAUAACAGGUUACGUAAAAUCUGUCUAAAGUGAAACAAACAGGAAGUGCAUGAUUGUGUUUAGUGUCUCUGUUUCUCACUGGCUUAUAGGGACAGCUCCCACAGAAAGUUGGUUUAUUUAGCACAGGGUUAUCAGUUCUUUCAAAACACUUUAAAACAUUUUGAAACCUUCUCUUAAUUGGAACAGAGAAUUUUGAUUAUUGUGUCCAUUUUAUCAGAGACUGUUAUACAGAUGAUGAUACUAUAGUCGCAAGCUGAAGGGCAGGUAGAUAUUUUCAUUGGUUAAAUUUACUUGUUGAGAUAAUCUGAUUUAUGGAGCAGCCACAACAUAUUAAAUUAAUAGUAAAUAAAGGGGACUUCAGUCAUAAAGUAUAAAAUAUUUCAUGCUAAUAAUUCCUUUAUUUGCUUGCAGUGUUCGCCGUGCUGGCACCUCAAGCCACCCGCAGCAGAACACUACUUUUUCAAUAAGGGGACGUUUUCACCUCAUAGCCAAUAGCUGUGUGGGCCAGCUGGCAUUGUGCUGGAUAGCUAGCAUGCUAUUGGCUAAGAUCACCUCACUGAAAAAUAGCGUUUUGCUGUGGGUGGCCUGAUGCGCUCAGCACAUCAUAUGCUGCAGACAAAUAAAGCAUCUUUCAGAAUGAAGUAUUUUAUACUUCAUGACUGAAUGUCCCCUUUAUUUGUUACACUGGUAAAUCCUAGCGAUCACAUUUAUAGCAGUGCUGCUAUAAAACUUUUUUUUUUGCUGUGCCCAUCCUAAUAUGAUUUUACAACAUCAGUAUCCAAAUCUCCUACAAACUGUGUCUGACUCAUACCUGCUUGGAUAUGAAUUGGAUCGGCCAAUUACUCAUUCAUUUAGAAUAAACCGUCUUUGCUCAAUCAGCAACAUUCUUAAACUUGUAUCUUCUACAGCAUGCUGUGAAAUGCCGUUGGUUCACAUGCCAUUACCAUGAUAUUUAAUCUUUCCUUUUAUGGACUCCUGAGAAAUUGCUUUAGGUAAUGAAAAUACUUACUUGAUUUUAAUAUAAAAUUAUUUUGUAUAUAACAGUACCACCCUUCUGGGUAAUAUCUGUCAUUGCUAAGUCUCUGGCUUUGUAUGCUUUUAUUAAAACAAUGUAUAAAAACUUAGUUUUUAUUAGAGCAAUAUAAAUACUUUACAUGGCCUGCCAAAAAGGUCAGCAUUUUAUAAUGUCGGGACUGUUGUUUGAUCGCCUGUUUUUUUUAUUUUUAUUUUUCAGGAAAUUUCUACAUUUUUCUGUAUAAAAAAUUUGUUGCUAGUCUGAUUAAAAUGUUAGCCAGUUGGCAAAAGUUGUACAUUUGAUUUUUAAUAUAAAGCCCUUUCCACUUACCAGUUGGAUAUAAACAGUUCCUUGUUUCAAUGUCAGGAAAUCUAAUGCACAACAAACUCAUCAUUUUGUUCUUCUGAAAGGUAUAGAAAACUUGGAACUGGAAGAGCAAAAAUAGUGAAAUGGUGCAAAAUAUAUGCUGAACCUAUAAAAUCCAGAUGAUAUGAAUACGUUUGUAUAAUAAAACAUAUUGCAUUAUAACUUCUAGUAGCACAUAAAUCAUUGCAGUUUAUUUACAACAGGUAAAACUAAACUUUGCCAAGUAUUUUAAAUCAAGUGCCUUCUACAAUGGAGCCGAAUACUUGUAAAUGUGAAAACUUACAUGAAAUCAUUUGUAUUUUUUUAUUGUCUUUUAAUGUUAUAUUUAAGAAUCCGAUAAUUAAUAUUUACAUUGUGUUAUUUUUAGGAAUUUUUAAAUCUCCUUUGUAUAAACUCUAUUACAUUUUCAUAAAUAAUAAAUGGAUUUAUAUAUAAAUUCUAUUUUCCUCAUUCUGGGUUAAAACUAUGAUUUGUAAUGCAUCUCUGCAAAUGUUUGCUAUAAACUUGCUUUUUUCCAUGUAAUUCUGUUCAACAUCCAACAAUAAAAAAUUUACAAAUGGUAAGACAGGAAGAAUAAUUUUGUAA